UAUGAACUGAAAGGGAAUGUUUUGACAAUUCUUACUCUCUGCUUUCAGCUACCCAUCCCUUGGGAAUGCAGGCAAGCAUGGAUGCUUUUAUGGAGUCGUGCAGUGCUGACAAUAUUAAUUGCACUUCUCAUGUAACUGUGUCUGAAGUGAUAGAAGAAGAGGAUGGUGAUAACACAGAGCGUGCCUGUGACACACUGCUCAUGUGUAUAGUCACAGUGCUGAAUCAUGGCCUGAGAAAUGGAGGUGGUGUGGGCGACAUCCUCAGGAAACCAUCAAAAGAUGUGAGUUCAUUUUGGGCAACUUCUGUAAGGAACAGCUGGCUGACAGUUAAUACAAGCAUCCGUGUAAAGCAAGAAUGGACAGCCUUCAGAUGUCUCAGG
This is a messenger RNA of Pogona vitticeps (central bearded dragon), 380 nucleotides long. Lineage: Eukaryota; Metazoa; Chordata; Lepidosauria; Squamata; Agamidae. The record is from RefSeq and is a predicted model, not a curated record.